CCUUUCCUCCCACCAGCAGGGAAAUCAACCACAGCAGCAUGCUGCUGUCCCCCGCGCAGCCUCUUUUGACCGCACGUCGAGCAUAAUCCAAACAAAUAUUCUUACUACUUUUUACAUUCGAAAGAAACUCCCAAAAGGCAGUUCUUAGGCAGUUUAUAAGUACUUCUGCAGUUUGCCAAGUCACUGGGACCAUCGAAGAUGCCCCACCAAGAGCAGGUGCUGGCCCACGGACACCUCUGCGCCCCAGGUCCUCCAAAGAACCCCGGGUACAACAGUAACCCGGUGCCCGUCAUCAUUCAGACAGAGUCCCGCGAGGAAUGGGGCAAAAAAAUGGAUUUUCUUUUAUCCGUCAUCGGUUUUGCGGUAGAUCUCGGAAACGUUUGGAGAUUUCCAUAUAUCUGUUAUCAAAACGGCGGUGGUGCAUUUCUUAUUCCAUAUGUCCUGAUGGCUGUAUUCGGUGGGGUGCCACUUUUCUACAUGGAGUUAGCUCUGGGACAGUUCCACAGGACAGGUGCCAUAUCCAUAUGGAAACAUAUUUGCCCUAUUUUUAAAGGUAUUGGUUUCGCCAUCUGCAUCAUUGCACUGUAUGUGUCCUUCUACUAUAACACCAUCAUCGCCUGGGCCCUGUUCUACCUCUACUCCUCCUUCAGUAGCACUCUGCCCUGGACCAGCUGUGAUAAUGAAUGGAACACAGAGAACUGCACUAACUACUUCGGAAAAGACAACGUGACCUGGACCAACUAUUCACGCUCACCUGCUGAGGAGUUUUACACGAGGAAUGUCCUGGUAGUCCAUGAUUCAUCCGGGCUUGAGGAUGUGGGAUACAUUCGCUGGCAGCUCACGCUUUGCCUCUUCCUCAUCUUCACCAUCGUCUACUUCAGCCUUUGGAAAGGAGUCAAGACUUCAGGAAAGGUAGUAUGGGUGACUGCCACCCUGCCGUACGCGGUGCUGUUGAUCCUUAUGAUCCGUGGUGCAACUUUGCCAGGAGCCUGGAAGGGAGUGGUGUUCUACCUCAAUCCCAAAUGGGAGAAACUGAAGGAGACAAGCGUAUGGGUUGAUGCAGCUGCACAGAUCUUCUUCUCUCUCGGUCCUGGUUUUGGCGUUCUGCUUGCCCUGUCCAGUUACAAUCCCUUCAACAAUAACUGCUACAGAGACGCUAUUGUAACCAGUCUGGUCAACUGCCUGACAAGUUUUGUGUCAGGAUUUGUUAUAUUCACUGUCCUGGGAUAUAUGGCCGAACAGAGAAAUGUAAACGUUGAGGAUGUAGCCAGGGACAAAGGACCCAGUCUGCUCUUCAUCACAUAUCCUGAAGCCAUUGCAAAUAUGGUUGGGUCGACUUUCUUUGCCAUCAUCUUCUUUGUGAUGAUGAUUACUCUUGGACUGGACAGCACGUUUGGUGGGCUAGAGGCCAUAAUCACAGCUGUAAUGGAUGAGUACCCAGACACCCUGUCCCACAGGAGAGAGCUGUUUGUUUUUGGACUGGUGGUUGUUUGCUUUCUGGGCUCUCUCGGCACCCUUACUACAGGUGGUGCAUAUGUGGUAAAGUUACUAGAAGAAUUUGGAGUUGGUUCUUCAAUUAUAGCUAUAGUCUUUCUGGAGGCCACAGCAGUAUCCUGGUUUUAUGGUAUUAACAGAUUCAGCAAUGAUAUCAAAUCAAUGUUGGGCUAUACUCCAGGACUCUUCUGGAGAGUGUGUUGGGUUGCCAUCAGCCCAGCUUUUCUUGCUUACAUCAUUAUCAGCUCACUGUUGAACCCUCAGACCCUCUCACUAUUCGACUACGAGUUCCCAGACUGGAGCAUCACGGUCGGUUACAUCAUCGGAGCGUCCUCUUUCAUAUGGAUCCCCGUCUACAUGGUGUACAAGCUUGUGUGGACCCCAGGCUCUCUUAAAGAGCGCCUUGCUGUAUGUCUGCGACCGGAGAGAACACUGCCAGACAUCCACACAGACAGUAUGGGCCUAAGUCCUAUACUAUAGACCACUGAGAGAAAAACAACUGAUCACAACUCACACAAAAUCUACCCACAAAUAUUGGGUUACACAUGUCCACGGCCAACUAAGCAACUUUUGCAUAGCUCUAGGGAUUUGUCCUGAAAAAAAUGAAAUAUUCAAAAGUGACGCAUAUUAGAUUUAAUCUGAAAAAAGAAAACAUUCAAUGUAAAUUAUAAAUGUUGAUUAAAUAAUCUGUGCAAUUUAUAAAUGAUUGAUGUUCUUUUCUCUUCGUUUACAGUUUAUGUAUAAGAU
Molecule: messenger RNA, 2241 nt
Organism: Carassius carassius (crucian carp)
Lineage: Eukaryota; Metazoa; Chordata; Actinopteri; Cypriniformes; Cyprinidae
Product: sodium-dependent serotonin transporter-like
Exons: 13
Coding region: 199-1974 (591 amino acids)
Biological process (GO): sodium ion transmembrane transport; serotonin uptake
Cellular component (GO): neuron projection; membrane
Molecular function (GO): serotonin binding; serotonin:sodium:chloride symporter activity
Source: RefSeq, a predicted model, not a curated record